CAAAAUUCAAAGGAUCUAUAAACAAUUUUGGGAAAUAAAUUUAAUUUCAUUAAAUAAAAUGAUAUUUUAAAGCCCCUUUUUGUAAAAUAAAUUGUAAUAAUUUUUGAAGGCCCAAUCUGAUAUUUUUAAGAAUAACCCUUUAUCAUUCAAGACGUUGCAUUAGCAGAAGUAGCAAAUUCGAAGCUGGAAUAUACACGAAGGUUAACGUAGCAGCGAGGAGAGCUUUUCAGUUUAUAAUUUGUUGAAUUCAAUGGCUGAAGAAUCAGAGAAGAGAUUUCACGCCGUCAUGGAUAAGCUGUUCUUUUCCCCUCCUCCCAAUUCCAAACCCACAAGAACUCCCAGUUCGACUAGUGCAACUGCAGUUGGAUUUUUCAGAGGCAAGAAGCGCUCACACAUGAUGACUACACCUCUAGCUGUAGUUUAUUCAAAAUCCAUAGGAGGUACAAUCGAGGAGUUGAGAAAGACAUCUGGUGAGACAUUGCAAUCGCCCAUGUGCAGACCCUGGGACAGAGACGACUUACUGAAUAGGCUUGCUACAUUCAAGUCCAUGACAUGGUUUGCUAAACCUGAGGUAGUAAGUGCAAUAAACUGUGCAAGGAGAGGUUGGGUUAAUGUAGAUAUGGACAUUAUAGCCUGUGAAUCAUGUGGGGCCCGUCUCUUCUUUUCUACUCCAUCAUCAUGGGCACAACAACAAGUUGAGAAUGCAGCCUCGGUUUUCAGCUUAAAGCUGAAUAAUGGACAUAAAUUACUUUGCCCAUGGGUUGACAAUGCAUGUGAUGAGAAAUUAGCACAGUUUCCUCCUAGUUCAUCUGUAGAUUUGGUUGAUAACUACAAGAAACGAUGUGCAUCAUUAUUGCAACUUUUGGAGCUUCCUGUGAUCUCAUCAACAGCCAUUAAUUACAUGUGGAGCCCAUUGUUGGAAAACUUCCUUAAAAACUCUCCAACUCUAGAGAAUGUGUAUGGAUCUGAUAAUGCUUCAACAACAGGGGAAGAAGUUUUUCCUGUCUUGUACUAUCAGGCACAAAAGUUGAUCAGUUUAUGUGGUUGGGAGCCUCGGUUGCUACCUUACAUAGUUGAUUGCAAAGAUCUAAAAAAAGAUGAAUCCAUCAAAUCUGGACACAAACACAAUAACACACAGAAUUCAAUUUUAGUCUGCAGACUUUGUGGAGCUAAAGUUGGUUUAUGGGCUUUUCGUACAACUCCUCAGCCUCCAGAGUUUUUCAGACUUAUUGGACAAGAAUUAAACGAAGAUUCAAAUUCUGAAAAUAAGCAACCAAAUGUUGAACAACAACAACAAACAGUGAAUAGAAAUGUUUUGAAUUUGACAAUUGCAGGGGGCCCACCACCAGCGGAUCAGAAUUUUCGGCCCACAAUUUCUUUGCCUGUUGUUGGACAGAAUUUGAGGACUCGGUUUUCAUCUGCUUUUGAAUCUGCUGCUGACGUGUCUGUUACCAAAAGUUUGAAUAGUACAUCAAAAGAUAUUAUUAAUCAGGUUUCAGGGGAUGUUCAUAGUCAGCAAGAGGGAGGAAGUCUUGGAACCAAUGAUGAUGAUACUGAGAGGUUAUCUUAUUUAGGGAAGGAUUCAACUUCAAGUCAACCAAGUCCAGCAGCUACAACUACAAGUACAAAAGCAAUGGAGUUUGAUCCAAUAAAGCAGCAUAGACAUUUUUGCCCCUGGAUCACAUCCACUGGGAAGUCUGCACCUGGAUGGAAACAAACUCUUUCUGCUCUACAACGCCAGAAAGAGUUCCUCUCUCCUCCAUCACCCACACCCCAACAACCUUCAUCUUCACUCAUUCAGGUGUCAGAUCCUGUUGGUUCUGUUAAAAAGCUUCUCACACCCCCUUCAGCUAAAAGACACAAGUUCACACAUGGCUCCACCUAAACUCAGUUAUUUGUGAAGUAGCAUUAUUAUCUUGUUUUGCUUAAACCAUUUAUUUCUUCACUUUCAAUUUAAUCACAAAAUUUUUGGGCUUUCAUGUAAUCAAAAAAUUAGAACAAGAAUACACAUUUUGAUGUACAACUCAAAAAUUACGCCAUUAACCCGCAAUUAGUAACAAUUACUUUUGAAUAGGGUCUGUUAAACCCUCUCUCUGCCACCACCGCUCUUUUAUCUCCGAUCAACUUCGCCACCCUGAAAUAGGGAGAACUAGUGUUUUCCUGAACAGUUUUAACCUGACUCAUCUUCUCAACAACUUCCAUACCUUCUAGAACCUUCCCGACAACCAACGUUGAUGCGUCCAACUCCGGCGAAUCUUUUGUUGAUAUCAAAAACUCCGUCCCAUUUGGUUCUUUCCCGAUUUCUUCUUCAUCGAUCACCAGUUUACCAUUUCGAGCAACCAAUUUUUGCUUCGGAGGCGGCUUCAGUGGGUCCCGUACGAUAAUCCCAACUGUUCCGGCGACGUUUUUAGUUCCCGGACAUUUUCCGUUUUCUUUUUCUAAUUCGGAAACGAGAUUGUUGACUGCGAAACUUCUCCCGGUUUUUGCUGCGAGUUCAGCGUCGACGCCGUAGGAUCUAACGCCGCCGUGUUGGAUGUAGCUUGGUGUGAUUUUUAUGAACUCUUUUCUUCUGUAACUCACACCUGUCGUAGUGGAAUGAUUAGAUGUAAAUUGAAAAUAUGAAACUUGGAGGAGUGAAAGUGGAAAUUACCUGCUGCUCCACUGACGAAAUCGCUGAACCUAGUAGUUCCGGUGGGGACGGAGUUUCCGUACAGCCCAAUGACGACUCGUCCGACGGGUUUGCCGUCGAUUGAUAUGUCUAGGAAAGCGCGCUUGGUUGGAAGUUUGUCGGUGCAGCUGUCUACGGUGGUAGCGGCGGUGGUGGAGUCAUUGGUGUCUGGAACGUCUUUGGUGGUGACGCUACUAGUCUCGUCGGCGGUGAUGCUAGUUUCCGAUUGAUUCUCUUCGGUUACAUUGGUGGUGGCGCUAGUCUCAACAGGGUUUUCUUCAACGGGAGUGGCGGUGGCGCUAGUCUCAACUGGGUUUUCUUCGACGGGGCUGGCGGUGGUUGUAGUCUCGACUGAAUUGGCUUCGAUUGGAGUAGUGGUGGUGGUAGUGUCGAGUGGAUUGUCAUCGGCGGGAGUUGUGGCGGUGUUAGUCGUGUCAACUGGAUUGUCGUCUAGGGUUUGGGGAUUUUCGGGUGGGAAUAGGGUUUGUUCUUGUGCUCUUGCUGUGGGUUGAAAUUGGGAAGUGAGGAGUAGGAGGGAGGAGUUGGUGCAGAUUGCGAGGUGUCUACGCGACAGUUUGAUAACUGCAGGGGAAGUGUUGGUGGUUGCUGGUGGUGGUUGGUGAUGGUGGUGUUUAGAUGUUGAAUGCAGGAGGCUUGAGUUUUGCCAUAUCUUCUCCAUUAAUGGCUUUUUUUCCUCUGUUUGUGUGAGAGAAUAGAAUGAGAAAGAGAUAGGAUGUUAUGUGGACAACAAGAGAUAGUAAUCCCAUCCAUGAUGGGGUCAGAAAUGUCCAUUUA
Lactuca saligna is the source of this 3463-nucleotide messenger RNA. The record is from the annotation of a GenBank genome assembly. NCBI's taxonomy places the organism in Eukaryota, Viridiplantae, Streptophyta, Magnoliopsida, Asterales, Asteraceae.